Molecule: messenger RNA, 291 nt
Organism: Triticum turgidum subsp. durum (durum wheat)
Lineage: Eukaryota; Viridiplantae; Streptophyta; Magnoliopsida; Poales; Poaceae
Source: the annotation of a GenBank genome assembly
AUGCAGCUGAUCACCGCAGAUGGUGAGAGGGAAGACAUGGACUUUUUCUUCGGGUGUGCACAUGAUCAACAAGGAAAGCUUCUGGACUCACCAGCAAGUACCGAUGGGAUCCUUGGCCUCAGCAAUGGGGCAAUGAGCCUCACUACCCAGCUAGCCAAGCAAGAGAUCGUUUCCAACGUUUUUGGCCAUUGCAUCACGGAUCCCAGCAGUAGUGGCUACAUGUUUCUUGGUGAUGAUUACAUUCCCAGAUGGGGAAUGAAAUGGGUUCCCGUCUGCAACGGUCUAGAGUGA